UUUGUGACCGGACAAAACAUGUGUGAUGUUUUGCCGAUUUUGGCUCACGGUUUAUUUUUUUUGAAAAUUUGAUUUGAAUUUUCAACAAAAAAUUUAUAAAAAUGGAUUUUCAACAUCGACCAGGUGCUAAAACAGGAGGUGGUGGUGUUGCAUCAUGGGCCGAAACAAAUCGUGAUCGUCGUGAACGUCUUCGACAAUUGGCUCUUGAAACAAUCGAUUUGGCUAAAGAUCCAUAUUUUAUGAAAAAUCAUCUUGGUUCAUAUGAAUGCAAACUUUGUCUUACAUUACAUAACAAUGAAGGUUCAUAUCUGGCCCAUACACAGGGUAAAAAACAUCAAUCAAAUCUGGCAAGACGUGCGGCUAAAGAUGCAAAAGAUGCACCUCAACCGAUGUUUUCUAAAUCUCGAAUUGACAUUCGAAAAUUUGUCAAAAUUGGUCGUCCAGGUUAUCGUGUGACCAAACAAUUUGAUCCAGAAAAUCAACAACAAUCGCUUUUGUUUCAGAUUGAUUAUCCUGAAAUUUCUGAAAAUAUAACACCAAGACAUCGAUUUAUGUCGGCAUAUGAACAGAAAAUCGAACCACCAGAUCGUCAUUGGCAAUAUUUAUUAUUUGCUGCUGAACCAUAUGAAACAAUUGGUUUUAAAAUACCAUCAAGAGAAGUGGAUAAAGCUGAAGGAAAAUUUUGGACAUUAUGGAAUCGUGAAUCGAAACAAUUUUUUCUACAAUUUGCAUUUAGAGUUGAAUUAAAAGGUUCGGCCUUGAUGCAUCAACAUAAUUUAUUACCAUCAUCAUCAUCAUCAACAUCAACAUCGAUAACAACAAUGAAAUCAACGAUGGCAGGUAAUCAAUCUUCGACAAGUAACACUAUAGAAUCACCAUCAACAACAACAAUAUCAGCAUCAUCAUCAUUAGCAGCAGGAGAAAUUUUAAAGAAUAAUAAUAAUAAUAAUCAAAGUGGAGAUUAAUUUUAAUUAGCAAUGCAUAUUUUCAAU
Molecule: messenger RNA, 992 nt
Organism: Dermatophagoides pteronyssinus (European house dust mite)
Lineage: Eukaryota; Metazoa; Arthropoda; Arachnida; Sarcoptiformes; Pyroglyphidae
Gene: Sf3a2
Product: splicing factor 3a subunit 2
Biological process (GO): spliceosomal complex assembly
Cellular component (GO): U2 snRNP; U2-type prespliceosome; nucleus
Molecular function (GO): zinc ion binding; nucleic acid binding
Source: RefSeq, a predicted model, not a curated record